CAAAAUGGCAACACAAUUGUUGUCAAAAUAAUACUAAAACGGAAUGUUUAACAGGUGCAUCGUUCACUUUAUUCCCUAUGGGAGGAGCUCCUCACACACCUUUAUCUGCAUGGGGUGGGUGUGACCCGUAAGUCUGAGCGUUUAUUCACGUACGAUCAGUCGCCCUUUGCCUUAGCGUCGUAAGGACAGACAUGGGUAAGACAGGUGGAAGAGGAGACUUUGAAUGGGUCUACAAUGAUCAGCCACACACUUCAAGAAGAAGAGAAAUAUUGGCUAAAUACCCAGAGAUCAAGACCCUCAUGGGCCCAGACCCCCAGCUGAAGUGGGUGGUGUCGGCCAUGGUACUCACCCAGCUCUUGGCCUGCUACAUGGUCCACACCCUCUCCUGGAAGUGGAUCUUCUUCUGGGCCUACGCCUUUGGCGGCUGCAUCAACCACUCCCUGACCCUGGCCAUCCACGAUAUCUCCCACAACGUUGCCUUCGGCAACAAGCUGGCCAAGUGGAACCGCUGGUUCGCCAUGUGGGCCAACCUCCCCAUCGGGGUCCCCUACUCGGCCUCCUUCAAGAAGUACCAUAUCGACCACCAUCGCUACCUGGGAGGAGACAAGCUGGACGUGGACAUCCCCACAGACAUCGAGGGCUGGUUCUUCUGCACGCCAGCCAGGAAGGUCCUCUGGCUCUUCCUCCAGCCCUUGUUUUACGCCAUUAGGCCCUUGGUUGUGAACCCCAAGCCCCUGUCUCUGCUGGAGGUGCAGAACGCCGCGGUUCAGGUGGUGGUAGACCUCAUCAUCUAUCAGCUCUGGGGACUGAAGCCUGUGGUUUACCUCAUCGCGGGAUCCAUCCUCUGUAUGGGACUGCAUCCCAUCUCGGGACAUUUCAUAGCAGAGCACUACAUGUUCCUGAAGGGCCAUGAAACGUACUCCUAUUACGGAUCGCUAAACAUGAUCACGUUCAAUGUGGGGUAUCACAUGGAGCACCACGACUUCCCCAGCAUACCUGGGAGCAAACUACCUCAGGUGAAGCGGAUUGCGGCAGAGUACUAUGACAACUUGCCUCAGCACACUUCCUGGACCCGAGUACUAUGGGACUUUGUGUUUGACGACAGCAUCGGCCCCUACGCCCGGAUCAAACGGGAAUAUAAAAUAGUCAAACAGGGUUGAUUAGGCUGAUGGCACGUUUCGUUCUGACAUGAAUGUGAAACCAACGACGAAAGACUCUCUCCGUCCUCCCCUUCUGUCCGUUUAAAAAAUGGCCAUUGUUUAAACUGUUGUGAUAAUGUAAGUGUGUACACUUCAAUUGUAUGUAAAGUAUGAAGUGGAUGUAUGUACAUUUCUUUGAAAAAUGAAAAGUUUGCCCUAAAUGCUCUCUACUUUACUGCGAGCAGGCUCUGCAUAUAUAGCAACAUUUUCAUAUCCUAUAGAAGGAUCAACUUUUAGAAGGAGUUUGACUGAAUUGGAGAAGUUGUCAAGAAGAGAACGUUUAAUAUUGUGUUGUAUUAACUAUAGAUACAUGAUCUUUAUCAUCUUUAUAAUAUUAUAUAUUCCAUCAAAUGGUAUUGGUCUAUUUUUCUUAGGUCAAAGUCACUAACGUAUAUAGGUUUUAUGAUUGAUUCAUAACAUUAACAAAGAUAACAUUAUUGCUCUAGAGUCAAGUUCAGUUGGUUGCUAUGGGGACAGAAUCAAGACUGAGACGUCUCAUGACCCUGAGGGGUGGAUCUACACUACAUCACGCCUGGUGGGCAGAGAAGAAAAUGAGCAUUGAGAUGUACCUCGGUGUGAAACGGGAUGCAACUACAGUGUCGCUGCAUUCUGCUUUUGAUUAAACUGUUUCAAUGCCCUUAAUGUUAUCAGGAUUAACAUUACUAUUUAAAUAAAACAACAGAAACAGUCAUGGAUCAUUAUAAGUUAAUAAUUUAAGACUUUCUGUCCGUCAUAUUCUGCUACCAUUACAAUUUUUGUGAAAUUGCUAUUAAUCUACCACACAUUAAGAACAAGGUGAGGCCAGUCGUAGGGGAAAUAAACCACACAACUGAACAUGUUAAUAGUUGACAGGUAUAUUGUUUUUGUUUGAAUGAGUUCACUUCCAAGACUUUGAGGGGUAUUGGCGAGCAGAUAGAAUGAAACCACAACCCAUCAAUUCAAUUGACGACUCUCUUCAGACAGACAUUUAGCCAUUGUCACGUACCGCUACCCCUUCUGCACAUUUCAAGCCAUCACAUUUCUAUAUUGCCAGCACCACCUAUUACAUUUUAAACAGCUACCGUUGUUCAAGAUACUUCAUCUGUAUAGAGAAAGGGGCAUCCUCAGGAAACAAACCACAAUGGUAAGUGUACCACCGAGGACCGUUCUAUCUCCUCAAAUCCUUCUUUAAUAAACCCAAUGAAAAACAAAUUUAUAGUGAGGGGUUUCAUGCAUAUCUGGAAGGUUCACAAAGCAUAGGGUGACUAAUAGUUACAACUACAUUGUUUCAUAUCUAGGC
Molecule: messenger RNA, 2478 nt
Organism: Gadus chalcogrammus (walleye pollock)
Lineage: Eukaryota; Metazoa; Chordata; Actinopteri; Gadiformes; Gadidae
Gene: degs2
Product: delta(4)-desaturase, sphingolipid 2
Exons: 3
Coding region: 192-1160 (322 amino acids)
Biological process (GO): sphinganine metabolic process; ceramide biosynthetic process
Cellular component (GO): membrane
Molecular function (GO): sphingolipid delta-4 desaturase activity
Source: RefSeq, a predicted model, not a curated record